Bufo gargarizans (Asiatic toad) is the source of this 6310-nucleotide messenger RNA. RefSeq lists its product as uncharacterized. NCBI's taxonomy places the organism in Eukaryota, Metazoa, Chordata, Amphibia, Anura, Bufonidae. Gene Ontology annotation, molecular function: calcium ion binding. The coding region runs from base 38 to 6226 and encodes 2062 amino acids. The record is from RefSeq and is a predicted model, not a curated record. The transcript is spliced from 5 exons.
AACUUAGCAGUGCUCAGUUGAUGCUGAUGAUCUGAAGAUGUUGCCACGAAAGAAGACGUCCUGGGUGUGUGUUGCCCUGUGGACUCUUGCUCUGGUGCUGAUUUCCCAGAGAGUGGAAAGUGUGAAGGACAUUGAAGAUGUACCUGAAGAAUUCCAGCGCUUAGAAAACUACCGAGUCGUCUUCUCUGGUACAGAAGAGAGAAAUGAGGAUCUCAGAGCUGGGAACCAAUUAUUACGAACAUGGAAAGAAACGUCUAAUAGCAGAGAUUCUAAGGAGAAAAAUCAGGUGGUGUCCAAAACUAUGAAUGGAUAUGACAAGGAAGUGGCAAAAGAAAUAUCAGAGACAGGAAUAGACCAACAAAUAAUUGUCCGAAUUGGGUCUGAUGAAACUGUACAAAAUGCUGGAGACUACUUGUUCAACAAGAAGACAAAUACAAAUCGUCCUAAAGUCUUACUGGAGUUUGUUGUAAAAUCAGGACAAUUCAAACUGGUAAAACUGGAAGGAACUGACACAGUACAUAUAACUGAAAAUACCAAAAUCUCUGUGGUUGGACAUGGAGGUCAGAGAGAGGGUCGAGUGUCUGUGGGUGGGGAAACAUCAGAACAAUUGGCAAAAGUUAUCCUAAAGCUUCAAGAACCCUCAUCCCCAGUUCACUGGCCAUCUGGUUUACACAAAGUAGAAGAAAUCAGCAUAGUCUCUUGUGAUGUUGGUGCAGGAGAAGAAGGUAAAACCUUUGCCAAAGACUUUUUAUUAGGCCUGGAUAAUGCAAGAUUAUCUGUGGGUUCACUCUCUGUUCGCACAACAAAGACCAUAGUGCAGGAAGAUGGGAGCAAAGUGACUGUUGAUUUUGAUGAUCCAGAGCAUUGGGGCAAACAUAUCCCCGAUCACAAGCGUAAAUUCUAUUUAGGUAAGAAUAAGGAUCUCAUAGAAGUGAGCAACACAAAGGAAAGAAGUCCAGAAUGGAUAGAAAGUCAGAGCAUAGUCAAUGAACUUGAUCCUCUAGCUCCUAGGACUAUGGACAACAACCCACUAUACUACUAUGACAAUGGGGUUCUCUACCAUAUUGAAGAUGAACAUAUUGGUCAAGGAAUCGAUGAGACUGUUAGAGGAUUGUUUAACACAGAAGGUCAACAUGUCGACACUCAGUCUUUAGAUGUAUAUUAUAAAAGAAAUAUUGAUUCAGAUAUAGUGCGUGAAACAAACAUCCAGGUCCAAGUUGUAGAUGGACUAGAGAGUCUAAAAAAUAAUAUCCAAGACAUCAUAGACAGUUCUAAUGACAUAAGAAGGCAAAAGCUGAUAGAUAAAGCUAAUGUACUGAGAAGGAAUGGAAUUACAGCUGACAAUAAUAUGAAUCUGAAAGAAACAUGGAAAGUUCUCUCAAAUCUAAGGAAUAACAGACAAAUUAGACUAAUUUAUAAUGACAUUGAAAACACUUUGGAAAACACAUUUAAAUACUAUCGCUUUAAGGACUACAUCUACCGCAUCAACCUAAAAGACUUUUAUGUUACCUUACAUGGAACAACUGAUGAAAAUCUGUUAGAAGACUCGGAUAAAUCUGUUGAGUUUUGUGACCUUAGAAAUAAAGAUCAUGUAGCAUAUCCUGACAUGAAAGAUAUGAUAAAUACUAGAUCAUUUACAAGCAUGGCACAAAAAUGGGUAAUGAACAACCACAACAAUAUAGGUGAAAUAAAUGGAUAUGACGGGAUAGCUGUCCUCGCCACUCAUAUUUCUGAGGCUGUUCGGAAUCCCAAAAUGUUUAUGAUAAAUCGCCUCCUGUGGGAUGUGGAAGCAUCGUGGGGACAGUUUCGUUACAGAAACCCCAUGACAAGAGGAGAUACAUGGAAAGGAAACCAUGCAGCUAUAGGCCUGAGUUAUGAGACCGCUGAUCAGAACAUGAAUGAACAAGUUGCACGGGAAACUACAAUUGCUAUGAAGCUUUGGCUAACCAGAAAAUACAGAGAAAUGUAUUAUGACUACAAACCUGAACGUCUACCAGAACCAAUAGAAAUGUCAUCAGAUGAGGCCAAAGUAAACAUUAGACGUGAAUGUGAAAAGCUUCCUCUAUAUGAUUCAAUAAUUGAUGUGAACUGCAGAAAGCGUCCAGGGCAAUUAUCUGAAGAUCUUCCAAGUUAUUUUCACGACCUGGAAGAGCGAGCAAGAGGAAAGAGCUUGGAGACAGAAUUACAUUUAAAAAUUAUGGAGGACAAACAGCAACUGGUGGAGACUUUGUCCAAUAAAAUAAAGGAACAAGUCUCUGAAGACUUUGCUAAGAAUUGGAGAGUUAAGUCAAUAGAGAAUUAUGAAAGUGGCACUAAAGCAGUAGUAGAAGAUAUAAAAAAUCCUUCAGUGACAUUAGAUCUUUUUCUCCCUGGUGAAAUCAGAUCAUUAAGGUCAGAAGAAGUCUUACAUUCCUAUUUCAAUGAUAUUUCCGGUUAUAAUAAAGUCAAUCAUGGACUUGCAAUCUAUGGGACCCUAAUGGGAUUUCAAGGAGCCAAUCAGAUGUUUGCUGAAGGACGAAAGUGGGAAGGAGGAGUGAUGCUGGCCCAGGGCGUUCAUGGAGUAACAGAGAUGACUGGUAUAAAUUCAGCAGUUAAUAAAAUAGUUGGCAAUAUUGCCCAGAAAUCCAUCUCCCAGAUAUCUACCGGGCUUGAGGAAGCUUCAGCAGUAAAGUUCACAAGCACUCUGGCUGAAGCUGGUGAAUUAGCUAAAACAGUACCAAUUCUAUCAUUAGGAUUCACUGUGUUUAAUAUAUAUGAGGAUCUCCACCAGGGCACUACAAUUGGCAUAGUAGAUGCUGCUCUUGAUGGUGCAAUAUUUAUAACCGCUCUGGCCGGUCCUGAAAUGCUUCCAGUCACUGUGGUCUUGAGUAUUAUCCGUCUAGCUAUUGACCCAAUGUACAAUGAAAUAAAACAUGAAUUGGACGCUUUACCCCCUGAUGCCAGUGUAGGCGACAAGUUUGUGGCUGUGGUCAAGGGAAUUGGAUUAGCCCUAAGAGACAUAGGGAACAGCUUUGUACAAAUAUUUGAACAAAUAAGUAUACCAGGUGUAAUUUAUAAUGUUUAUAACCUUGAACAAGAGCACAAAAGCUCCAUGGACAUCAUACACAACUUGCAAACAGCUGAGAACUACUACAAAAUUUUUGAUGAAAGCGAUGGAGACGUGUGUCACAAAAGGAUAGACUUCACUCAAGGGGAGAAAUCUGCCUAUGGAGGAAAGUUACACGUUGAGUUAACAGACCACAGUUCAGUGAUCAUUACAUUAACCGAUCCUCUUACGUACAACAGAAUUGUGAAGGAGAUUCCCUUUAAAAAGGACUGUGAGUUGGUGGAUCUAGUUAUGGGGAUUGGAGAAGGUGUGAAUAUUAAACUGAAACAGAAAACGGCCACCUUGUUAUGGUUAAUUCCCGUGAAAACAAAAGAUGUUAUUUCUUCCUUGACACCAGAUGACAAAUCUCUGUAUGGUACAUACGUGGGCAAUUCCAAACCUAAUCGAUUCUAUGCCGUGCAGCAGAAUGUAAUUGAAGGACUUUCUUACACCCUGGACAAAUACCACUAUGAAUUAUAUGGCAAUGACGGCAAUGACAUUUUUUAUUUAGGGCCUCAGAAAACCUUUGUCCAUGGUGGAAACGGUCAGGAUGUCUAUUAUAUCCCGAACAACGCGGGACAAGCUGAGAUCUGUAAUCAGGCAGAUGAUAAAGAGAUGGACCUCCUCAUUUUCCACAUUCCUCUUCGACAAAUAAAUGCAAGAAAGGUAAAAAAUGACCUUAAGCUUUUCAACAACAAUCUUCAUGAAAUCCUGAUAAAAAACUGGUUUAGUGGAGAAGAAUAUAGACAUAUGAGCUUUAAGAGCAUGGACGGGGCUCUCUUUAAGGUUGGGGAAGUUAAGUUGAAUGGGAUUGUUCCUUUGGAGCCUUACACGUUGGAUUUUUCGAGUAAAGAUUCAGGUGCACAGAUUUCCCUUGAAGAUCCACUUUGGGAGACAGUGGUCGCAGUUAUUGGCAGUAACCAUAGUGACAAUAUACAAGGGAAUCACCUCAAUAAUGUUCUUCAGGGAAGAGGGGGUAAAAAUGAUCUUGCUGGAAGAGACGGGAAAGACAUGUAUAUUAUCCAAGAAAAGCAAGACUGUGACACCAUUAAUAAUUUUGCUAAUGAUGACCUGAUAGAUAUAGUAGAGUUGCCGGGAAGCUAUGCAGACCUGAGGGCUGCCAUUGUUCCCUUGCAGUCUCUGAAGAUUUGGGAUUCCAAGGGAAAGACGUGUGUUAUCAUAAAGGAUUGGAACAGAGGGUGGCAAUGGCAACACAUCAUACUGAAAUCCAAAGAUUUUGUGCUGUUCCAGAUCACAAACACAUCAAAGCCAGAGUUGAUUCCACUGAUAUUAGACUAUAGUGACUCUACGGACAGGAUAGACGUUGACUUAAAUUCCAUUCCUGGAAAUGAAAAUAUAAUGACUGUGAUAGGCUCCUCGCAUUAUGAUAAUAUCAAAGGGAAUAAUAAGCCGAAUUUCAUUCAGGGAGGUAAAGGGGGAGGAAGACUUACCGGAAGAGGAGGAAGUGACACAUAUGUCAUCGACUGUAAGGAAGGUGAAUUCAUUAUAGAUAACUACUCAGAAGAUGACACCAUGGAUAUUCUUUUUAUCAAGGAGAAAUACAGCUCACUAAAAUUUAAUACAAUAGUUCAGUCAAGUUACUUUGAUAUAAAUGUUAGGAAAAAUCUUAGGAUCAGUGUUAAUGCCACCUGCGACAUUACACUAUUAAAUUGGCACUCAUCAGAAAGUUACAGACAUUUACAAAUAUUGACGGAGGAUGGAAUUACAUUCAGCAUUCCCAGGGGAAGCAUUCCUGUGAUAUUUGCCGUAGACAACUCUAGAGAUACAUUACCGAUCAGUGUCAUAGACACCAGGUCAGGUAUAUAUGAAGGAGCAACUAAGGUAAUGGGUCCUCCUAGAUUCAUUAACAUAUACGGAAAUGGAAAAAACAAUUAUAUUGACCCGGGGACACGGGGAGCAUCAAUGACAGGUGGAGAAGGCAGCGACACCUAUGUACUGAGAAAACAUUACGAAGGCAACUAUGAAAUUAACAAUUACGCGGAAGAUGAAAAAGUGGAUUUUUUAAUACUUGAUAUCAACUAUAAAGAUAUUCAGUUCAAAGUGGGAAAUACAUUUCAAAACGUACAAAUCAGUGCUCCACGUGUUGCCCGAUGGCAAUGUCGUCUAUUAAUGUUUGUCAAAAGUAAGAAUCAGAGACAUUUGAUAGUUAAGACCAAUGACGUGUGGUUCACCUUCUCUGACAGUUCGGAGAUCCAGCCACUAUUUGUUGAUGAAAGAUCCAUGUCUACUGAUUUACACCUUGAUCUUUCUAGUAAGAGUCUCCACUCUGUACCAACUGUAUAUGGAUCUCUCCAGAGAAGAAACUUCAUCACUGGAAAUUCUUUGAAUAACACAAUAAUAGGGGGAAUGGACAUUGAUGUACUGUAUGGUCUAGAAGGAAAUGAUGUUCUCCAAGGUUCUCGUGGGAAAGACUAUCUUUCAGGAGGAGCUGGUGAUGACAAGAUUCAUGGAGGUGAAGGGAAUGAUCUCAUUUUAGGUGGUGAAGGUGAUGACGUUAUCUACCCUGGCCUGGGGGCAGACACAGUAUAUGGGGGUUCAGGAUCAGAUACAUUAUUAUUCUUUGGAGAUCAUGGCAAUGAAACUGGGGUAUAUGUAAAUCUGUAUCUUGGAUAUGGAGCUGGCUCGGAUGCUGAAGGCGACCUCUACUCUGGAAUGGAAAAUGUAGUGGGCACCAGUUAUGAUGACAUUUUGAUAGGAAAUUACGAUAGUAACUACAUCAGAGGUGCAGGAGGUAACGAUCUUAUACAACCAUUGGGUGGUUUUGACUUUCUUCAGGGAGGAGAAGGAGAAGAUAUCUAUAAUCUGAUAGAUGCUACAGGAAUUAAAAUGAUUGAUAAUUUUGCCAGUGACGGGAAAGCAGAUGACAUUUAUGUUGAUGAUUAUGUGCAAUUAGAAAUCAGUCAACAGAGAUCCCAAGAUGACCUUCACAUAACCAUUAACUAUAAAAAUGAUGAAGAACUUAAAGUCAUUGUGAAAAACUGGUUCAAGUCAAAAAAAUACAGACACCUCACUAUAAAGAAAAUUUUAAAAAGGGAUGUGACACGUGGAAUGAUACCAUGUAAGCCAGAAGAGGGAGUCAUGAAUGCUAUACCUGUGAUGUGCAUUGCUUUUUCCGAUUAGACACAAUUUUGUAUACUUGUUCUUUAAUGUGCAGAUUACUGAUUGAACAUGAAAAAAUAAAUUUUUCCAAUAUUGAAAAUGUGA